UAUAAAGAAAAUUAAAACCAGACUAUUGCAAUUUAAAAGGGGAUUUACUUCGUCUUCAUCUGCAUCCCUUUUGUUUAUGCAGAAAAAAUGGAAAAACAAAACCAAUGAAAGAUUAUUACAUUAAGAAGUCUUUGAUUUUAUUAUAAUCAAAGAUUUGGAGUUGUGAAGGAGGUGGUCCAGACCCCUCACCUCACGCCAAAAUUACCCAAUCAUCAAUCUUUAUAAGAAGCUCAUUUUCUUGAACAAAAAAGCUAUAUAUUAUUAAAAUAAAAAAAUCUCAAGUUCUUAUCCCUAUUAACCGCCUCCUAUCAUUUCCUUUCAUAAAUUUAAUCAACCCCACUUGUUUCUCAUCGAUCUUUGUUACAAAGUUCAAAUCUUUAUGUAUUACAAGGUAAGAUUUGUAAUCAAUUGGUUUGUUUUUUGUGAGAGUUUUGUUUUCAUUAGAUUUGUUGAUCUUUGUUGGUAAAUGUUAAAAAGUUCAAAUCUUUAUGUAUUACAAGAUCUGGUUUUGGAUUUGACGAUUAUCAAGAACAUUUUUGGGUUUGAGGAUUGAAAUUUUGUGUUUUUUGAUUUGGUGACUAAAAAGUUCUGGGAAAUGUCGCUUUUGCCAAAAAGCGAUUCGAUUCAUAUUCGAGAAGUUUGGAACGACAAUCUAGAAGAAGAGUUCGAUUUGAUCCGAGAAAUCGUUGAUGAUUAUCCGUUUAUCGCGAUGGAUACGGAGUUUCCAGGAGUUGUUCUUCGACCUGUUGGGAAUUUUAAGAACAGUAACGAUUAUCAUUACCAAACAUUGAAGGAUAACGUGGAUUUGUUGAAGUUGAUCCAGUUGGGGCUAACGUUUUCUGAUGAAUAUGGGAAUUUGCCUAAGUGUGGAACUGAUAAAUACUGCAUUUGGCAAUUCAAUUUCUGUGAUUUUAACCCGAAUGAGGAUGUUUAUGCUAACGACUCGAUUGAGUUGUUGAGACAGAGUGGCAUUGAUUUCAAGAAGAACAUAGAAAAUGGAAUUGAUGGUAAGAGGUUUGGUGAGCUUUUAAUGUCUUCAGGAAUUGUGCUGAAUGAUAAUGUGUAUUGGGUUACAUUUCAUAGUGGUUAUGAUUUCGGGUACUUGUUGAAGAUCUUGACAUGCCAGGACUUGCCUGAUACUCAGGCAGGUUUCUUCAACCUGAUCAACAUGUACUUUCCCGUGCUUUAUGAUGUUAAGCAUUUGAUGAAGUUCUGCAACAGCCUUCAUGGUGGAUUGAACAAGCUUGCAGAGCUGUUGGAGGUUGAGAGAGUUGGUGUUUGCCAUCAGGCCGGUUCGGAUAGCUUGCUCACAGCUUGUACUUUUAAGAAGUUGAAAGAGAACUUCUUUAGUGGUUCAAUGGAGAAGUAUGUCGGUGUCUUGUAUGGUCUAGGUGUUGUUGAGAAUGGACAGAGUGUCCAUUGAUGAACAAAAAAAUAAAAAAAAUGUGAAAAAAAAAACAAAACCAAAAAAAAAAUGAUAGAUGCUUAGCAUUUGUGUGUGCUUAUGAUGCCGCACUACUCUGUAAACUUCUGAUAAGAAAGUUUGCUCUUCAUUUAUGAUAUAACCCUUCUUUUGGCUAAA
Molecule: messenger RNA, 1582 nt
Organism: Lycium barbarum (goji berry)
Lineage: Eukaryota; Viridiplantae; Streptophyta; Magnoliopsida; Solanales; Solanaceae
Product: probable CCR4-associated factor 1 homolog 7
Exons: 2
Coding region: 596-1423 (275 amino acids)
Cellular component (GO): CCR4-NOT core complex; CCR4-NOT complex; P-body
Molecular function (GO): poly(A)-specific ribonuclease activity; nucleic acid binding
Source: RefSeq, a predicted model, not a curated record